Paramisgurnus dabryanus is the source of this 1405-nucleotide messenger RNA. The record is from RefSeq and is a predicted model, not a curated record. NCBI's taxonomy places the organism in Eukaryota, Metazoa, Chordata, Actinopteri, Cypriniformes, Cobitidae.
UGACUUGAAUACUUCAGUGAGAAACAUGGCCAGUAAAAGACAAAUACUAAAGCAGAUUUUAGGGCUUACCAUGGCUAUCCUGCUUACCCAUGUGUUAGAGGUGGCAACAAAUGAUUUCCAAGAAACAAGCAUGGGUUUACAGUUUAGCUACAUAGAUGAACCACAGCAUCACAUAAGACAAAGACGAGCAGACCCAUUCACAGACUAUAUGGCUGAAAUUGAGAUACAUGCAUCAGACAUCUCUGUGAUCAAUGAGCUGAAGAUUUAUUUGAAUGAGCUUAUUCAAAAUCAUACUGUGUUUAACAAUGUGACAUUACUUAGCUCAAACUUCACAACCGUUUGCAACAUGUUACCAGGUACCACUGAUUACCAGUGCAAUUGUGAGAAUCAGUAUUUCUGGCCUUGUGACAACUGUAAAAAAUAUGGGAGUUGUGGCAGCAUCACUAACAACACAUGCAGCUGCAUCAAUGCUUUUCCAAAUAAUGGACAUUUCUGUCAGCCAGUCAGCGAGAUGACAGAUGCCACAGCAUGCCAUCAAAGAGUGAUUACAAUGUCAGUGGAAAUCAACGAAACCUUUGAUACCAGCCUCACCAACCCUACAGAUGACAAUUACAAAACUAAAGCUCUACAAAUUCAGUCAAGCAUUAACAAAGGUUACAAAUUUCUGUCUAACUAUGUUGACGGUUCUGCAAAAGUCACUGGCUUCAGGUCUGGUAGUAUAAUAGCAGACUAUACAAUUAAUUCAAUAUCCAACAUCCCUGAUUUUACAUCAGCAAACAUAAAUGUUUCGAGCCUCCCUUUAGUUCAGAAUGCUUUUGCUUUAACUGAAGAAACAAUGCUCUUCAACAUAACAGAUAAAAUAUAUCCUAAGCAAAACAUAACACUUAACUGUACACAACCUGUUAUGGGACCGAUAAUGUGGAAAGUAAAUGAGAAAGAUCCCGACAGCACUAAAUACUCUAUUAGUCCAGAUAAUAGCACACUCACUGUGAAAGGUGCUGAUUUCAGUGACAGUGGCAGAUACUCCUGCAUCUUACAAACAAAUUCUUUACCUUAUAUCCAGUGGCAAAAUAUUGUUAUUGAACAAGAACCCAGUAUCAUAGUGUUUGAUAAUGAACAAGUUUAUCCCUGUGAAGACAAAACUGUUCAACUCACAUGCUGUGUUAAUGGAGACUACAGUAUUGAAUGGGUCAUAAAUGGCACUGUGCAAACUUCAGAUUUUUCAUGUACAAAUGAAACAUUUGAACUAGGAAACCCGACACAAACAACUGAAAAGCCAUGCAAUGCAGGCAAGGAAGGAAGCAUAAUAUAUACAUGUUUACAAGGAGGAUGGGAGAAAACAGAGGACAACUGUGUAGUCAAAGCUAUCAAAGAACUUCAAACCAGAGCUCAGGUGAUCUACUAG